Messenger RNA from Capsicum annuum, 1288 nucleotides. Its product is annotated as probable aquaporin TIP4-3. NCBI's taxonomy places the organism in Eukaryota, Viridiplantae, Streptophyta, Magnoliopsida, Solanales, Solanaceae. Gene Ontology annotation, molecular function: channel activity. The record is from RefSeq and is a predicted model, not a curated record. The transcript has 3 exons. Gene Ontology annotation, cellular component: membrane. The coding region runs from base 89 to 1066 and encodes 325 amino acids. Gene Ontology annotation, biological process: transmembrane transport.
AGUAUUUAUAACCCACAUCCAUGCACACAAUUUUAGGGAAAACGCAUUAAACACUUCUAAACCGCAACUAUUUUAGUUUCUCCCAAAUAUGGCUUCUCAUAAUGUUUUAGGUGAUGAAGAAAGCCAGCUUUCUGGUGGGACUAAUAGAGUUCAACCUUACUCUACUACAGCAAAAAAGGCUAUUGAUGAUGAUGAGGAAAAGAAGCAAACUUCUCUCUCACUGUCUCAAAGGCUGGGCAUUCCUGACUUCUUUUCUUUGGAUGUAUGGCGAGCAUCAAUGGGGGAACUCCUAGGCUCAGCGGUUCUUGUUUUCAUGUUGGAUACUAUAGUGAUCUCCACCUUUGAAAGUGACACGAAAAUGCCAAAUUUGAUCAUGUCAAUUCUCAUAGCAGUUGUUGUAACAAUCCUACUACUAGCAGUUGUUCCGGUGUCCGGAGGCCAUAUCAACCCCGUUAUCUCCUUCUCGGCCGCGCUAGUCGGAAUUAUAUCCAUGACAAGAGCCAUAAUUUACAUCCUGGCACAAUGCCUUGGUGCUGUUUUAGGUGCACUAGCUCUCAAAGCAGUGGUUAGCUCUACUAUUGCGCAAACUUUCUCACUUGGUGGUUGCACCAUCACAGUUAUUGCACCGGGCCCAAAUGGACCCAUCACAGUGGGCCUAGAGACGGCCCAAGCCUUGUGGUUAGAGAUCUUUUGUACAUUUGUUUUUCUCUUUGCUUCAAUUUGGAUGGCUUAUGAUCAUCGACAAGCUAAGGCUCUUGGCCAUGUCACUGUAUUGUCUAUUGUUGGUCUAGUUUUAGGUCUUCUAGUGUUUAUCUCGACCACGGUCACCGCGAAAAAGGGCUACGCCGGGGCCGGGAUGAAUCCGGCUAGGUGUUUCGGGGCAGCUAUUGUUAGAGGAGGUCACCUUUGGGAUGGACAUUGGAUCUUUUGGGUUGGACCUACUAUUGGUUGUGUAGCCUUUUAUGUGUACACAAAGAUCAUUCCACUAAAGCAUUUCCAAGGAGAAUAUGGAUUCAAGCAUGAUUUUCUUGGAGUUGUCAGGGCUUUGUCUAGGUCCGAUGUAUGAUGAAAUAAUAGGCCUAUGGUGAUAUAUUGGCGUUGGGCUUCCCUUUCCUUUGUGGGUCCAUUCAUGGGCUGAUAAUAAACUAAUGUGUAAUAGGCCUAGCCUAAUAGGACUUGAGCACUAAGUAAAUAGAAAAUCAGAUCAUAUUUUCCCUACCCCACUACCCACUCUGUGUAAAAGCUUAAACCUAUCAAUGUUUCAACAAGUUUCUCUUUUUCUCUAUCC